This is a messenger RNA of Podarcis raffonei (Aeolian wall lizard), 1913 nucleotides long. RefSeq names its product oocyte zinc finger protein XlCOF6-like. The coding region runs from base 122 to 1858 and encodes 578 amino acids. Lineage: Eukaryota; Metazoa; Chordata; Lepidosauria; Squamata; Lacertidae. The transcript has a single exon. The record is from RefSeq and is a predicted model, not a curated record.
UUUGCUUUCUGUCCACUCUGAAAAAGGUGAUGGAGAAGACAGAAUUGCAGGGGACAGGGCACCUUUCGUUUCAUUAGGAAUAGCCAUUAAAAUGUGUGAAAUGUGGAAUAUGCUUCACUGAAUGAGCACACAUAGUUCACAUACACGAACACAAAAAGGAAAGAACUCACUUAAAGGUAUGGAGUGUGGAAACAGCAUCUGUUUCAAUGCAAAACUUAGAACACACCAGCGGACUCACACAGGGGAAAAACUAUAUUUAUGUAUGGAGUGUGGAAAGAGCUUUAAUGAUAGUGGAAGCCUUAGAAGACAUCAACAUCAACGGACUCACACAGGGGAGAAACCAUUUGAAUGCAUGGAGUGUGGAAAGAGCUUCAGUUUCAAUGCAACCCUUAGAACACAUCAACGGACUCACACAGGAGAGAAACCAUUUCAAUGUAUGGAUUGUGGAAAGAGCUUCAGUCAAAGUGGACACCUUAGACAACAUCAACGGACUCACACAGGGGAGAAACCGUUUCAGUGUAUGGAGUGUGAAAAGAGAUUUAGUGAUACUGGAAGCCUUAGAAGACAUCAACAGACUCACACAGUGGUGAAACCAUAUAAAUGCAUUGAUUGUGGAAAAAGCUUCAGUCAGAAUGCAGACCUUAAAAUACAUCAACGAAUUCACACAGGGGCGAAACCAUUUAAAUGCAUGGAGUGUGGAAAGAGCUUCAGUCAGAGUGGAGACCUUAAAUAUCAUCAACGGACUCACACAGGGGAGAAACCAUAUAAAUGUAUGGAGUGUGGAAAGAGCUUCAGUCGGAGUGCACACCUUAGAAAUCAUCAACGGAUUCACACAGGGGAGAAACCAUAUGAAUGUAUGGAGUGUGGAAAGAGCUUCAGUCAGAGUGGAGUGCUUAGAUAUCAUCAACGGACUCACACAGGGGAGAAACCAUAUGAAUGUAUGGAGUGUGGAAAGAGCUUUAAUAUAAGUGGAAACCUUAGAAGACAUCAACGGACUCACACAGGGGAGAAACCAUUUAAAUGCAUGGAGUGUGGAAAGAGCUUCAGUCAGAGUGGAGACCUUAGAUAUCAUCAACGGACUCACACAGGGGAGAAACCAUAUGAAUGUAUGGAGUGUGGAAAGAGCUUUAAUGAAAGUGGAAGCCUUAGAAGACAUCAACGGACUCACACAGGGGAGAAACCAUUUAAAUGCAUGGAGUGUGGAAAGAGCUUCAGUCGGAGUGCACACCUUAGAAAUCAUCAACGGAUUCACACAGGGGAGAAACCAUAUGAAUGUAUGGAGUGUGGAAAGAGCUUCAGUCAGAGUGGAGAGCUUAGAUAUCAUCAACGGACUCACACAGGGGAGAAACCAUAUGAAUGUAUGGAGUGUGGAAAGAGCUUCAGUUAUAGUGGAAACCUGAGAAGACAUCAACGGACUCACACAGGGGAGAAAGCAUUUAAAUGCAUGGAGUGUGGAAAGAGCUUCAGUCAGAGUGCACACCUUAGAAAUCAUCAACGGAUUCACACAGGGGAGAAACCAUAUGAAUGUAUGGAGUGUGGAAAGAGCUUCAGUUAUAGUGGAAACCUGAGAAUACAUCAACAGACUCACAUCGGUAAGAAACUAUUUAAAUGUAUCGAGUGUGGAAAGAGCUUCAGUCAGAGUGGAGCCCUUACAACACAUCAACGGACUCACACAGAAGAGAAACCAUAUAAAUGUAUGGAGUUCAGAAAGACCUUUGGUGAUAAUGGAAAGCUUAGAUCACAUCAACGGACACACACAGGGGAGAAACCAUUUCAGUGUAUGGAGUACAGUAACUGCUUCACUCAGAGUGGAAAUCUUAGAAAACAUCAGCAGACACACAGGGGAGAAAGUAUUUAAAGGUAUGGACUGUGGAAGGAGCUUCAGUCAGAGUGGAACCCUUGAUUUUUGUCAA